AUGUUACUUAUUCAACAAUCUUCAACGUUUCGUAUUUGGACGAGUCGAACAUUGAUGUUUUAUUUCCGUCGUACAUUACUUUUUCUUGUUGUUAAUUCGCGUCAAAAAAUAAACAAAGACAAACAUGAUAUUAAAGAUGAUGAGUAUAAACUGCUUGAAAAAUCUUUAUGUGUUCAAAAUCAAAAUCAAAAUCGAAAUCAUUCUAAUCUAUUGCAAAUAAAUCAAUCAAAAUAUGAUUUAUUAAAAGAAUAUUCUUUUAAAAGAUCAUAUCAAGGUUUCAAUAAUUCAAUGAAAAGUUAUUCAUCCAAUGAAUCAAUUGAUGAAACGUCGUCAACGAUAAUUUCAACAAAUUUAUCACCGUAUCAUAAAAUGAUCGUUGGAAAAAAAUUUAAAAUGUCCACACCGCAUUCACUGCACUGUUGUCGUUUAGCCACACUAGAAGCCAUGGAUAAUACGAACGUUCAUAAAAAUAAAAAUAAAUUAAAUGAUUCUACUGAUCAAUAUCAAGCAGUUGAUUUAUUUUCCUCGUGCCAAUCAAUCCCUAUGAAUAAUCAAAAUCAAAUUAAUAGUUGCCUAUCAUAUCAUUCUCCAGUGAAUUGUAAAAAUUCAACACCAUUGUUUUCGCAUUGUGGAUCUUGUUCAUCAUUACUUUCUAUAAGUGACUUGUCAGAUGAUGAAACUUCAUCGUCGAAUGAAAAUUUAUCUGUACCCAUUGAAGAAAAACUCUCCCAAGUAUUCGAUGAUGAAAAUGAUAUUUAUGAAAAAUAUCAAACGUCAUUUUCACAUAUUCUUCAUCAUACAAAAAGUCUUCAUACAAUACGUGAAGAAGACAAACUGCACUCGAUGUUAGCACUUGAACCACAUACAUCAAUUAUUACUGUUCUCCAAUUAACGUGCUCUUGUAUGAAUUCAAACAAUACUAUCUAUCAUACAAUAUUAACAAGUUAUAUAUGCGUUCGAUUGAUUGCCGAGCGAACAGAUUUAGCCAUUGAAUCUGAUAAAAAAUCAAUGGAAUGUAAACGAAAUUUUACUUGUUUCCCUAUGAAACAAACAGAAAAACCGUUGAUGAAUUCUGUCAUCAAAUCGACAACGAUUGAUAACGAACAACAGUCAUCAAUAUUUAUUAAUAAAAAUUUCGAAGCGAUUUCUAUUAUGUAA
Messenger RNA from Rotaria socialis, 1158 nucleotides. The record is from the annotation of a GenBank genome assembly. NCBI's taxonomy places the organism in Eukaryota, Metazoa, Rotifera, Eurotatoria, Philodinida, Philodinidae.